UAAAACUGCAAAUAUAAUGGAGAAAAGACGCAGAAAUAUGUCUCAAAUAAAAAAGGAUCUUAACCUGCUUGAUCAAGCCUACAAAGUUACCCAGAAGUUUGAUAGAAUUAGUGAAAUUCAUCCUAAUAAUGACCCACGACUUGCUCUUAACAUUGAAAUUAAAUAAGUGCAGACCUAAUAACGGCCGAAAUCUCUCGAUGAUAGACAAUCAAAUGACCGAUGGCUCUAUUGCACUCACACAGAAGAAAAGAAUAACUGAAAGAAAUAAUUAAAUCCUUGUAUUGAAAUGAUAAGCGACAUAAUUGGAUGUCUCUAAACCAGAAUGAGACAGAUCUUACUUCAAAGAAUGAACCUUCAGCAGUUGAAAAUCUUAUGGAAAGCCUUGAUGGACGACAGGGUCAGACACCAGUCGCUUCAGAUUAUCAUAAACAUACAUUCAAGCACCUAGAAACAAACUCAGAGUCUGUAGAUACUCCGUCCUUCCAGUGUAAUGAAAAGGCAGAUGGAUUCUCUGAGAAGCUGACUGAAGAUUAUUUACGCCGGAUAGCACUGUUGGAACAGGAAAAUUUGGCUUUAAAGAAAGCAAAUUUAGAAAUACAACAUCUAUAUGAGAACAGCCUUGAAGAGCUUGAUUGGUACUACCAGAGAUAUGGACGAAAGGACCUAAAGCAAACAGCGAAACAACAAAAUCAGCAAGAGCAAAUAUAUGAAGAGAGUGUGUUAAAAGAGGAAUUAUACAAAGCCCCGACUGUUCUAAAUGAGGCAUCUCACAACGCACCUAAGACCUCUCGGAACUUAAGUUUGACUAAUGCUGGAGGGAUCCAUCGGCAGAUAAAUACCUUACAGGCCAGAAUAGCUCAGGCUACGGAUCGGCUGAAGCAGAAACACAAAUUCAGAGGUCAUUGCUAUAACGAAAGUGCCCCAACAAUGAAAGAUUUUGAAGAUAAGAUCAAAACCACCGGGAAAGAGAAUCACAAUGGAAAGCAUAAGAAUGGUAAAAUAGUAUCGAGAAGCCAUGCGAGGAGGAGUCAUAGAGACCCAAACACUUCUUCCUCUUCUCCAAGCUUGAUUUCUAAGCUUAUCAAAAGCAAGGGGAAAAAGAAGAGGAAUUAUAAGAAAAUUCCUACUGAGAAUUAUUAUAAGUCGAACAAGCCUGUGAAGAUGAGUGAAGUUCUUGCUCCUACGAAGAACUUUAAGGAGUACAAUACUAAUUUCGGAUAAUUAUUUUCAAUAUGA
Moneuplotes crassus is the source of this 1236-nucleotide messenger RNA. Lineage: Eukaryota; Ciliophora; Spirotrichea; Euplotida; Euplotidae. The record is from the annotation of a GenBank genome assembly.